Messenger RNA from Vittaforma corneae ATCC 50505, 666 nucleotides. RefSeq lists its product as uncharacterized. The transcript has a single exon. NCBI's taxonomy places the organism in Eukaryota, Fungi, Microsporidia, Nosematidae. The record is from RefSeq and is a predicted model, not a curated record. The coding region runs from base 1 to 666 and encodes 221 amino acids.
AUGACUCAGAUCCAAGUACAAACCAGAGGAAAUUCCGAAAUUCAGCUGAUAGACGAUGAGAAAAUUCUUACAAUCAUGGAUUUAAAGCGCAAGCUUAACGAACACGACCCAUCAUCAGUUCUUCUGACAUUCAAAGGAAAAAUACUGACCGAUUCAACUCCUUUGAGUGCACUAGGAAGGAACAUUGUAUUUACAAUGGAGAAAGACAUAGAGUUUGCACAAAUAGAAUCAAAGACUAAUGAAAAGAGCUUAUAUGAUAGAAAGCUUGGCGAAAAGAAGCUUUACAAAUCAGUAGUAAAUGAUCAAAUAGUGUUUCUCAAGGAAGACGAGAUAUUUUUCAAGGAAGGAAAGCCCUUUUUCAUAACGAAGAAGACAAAAAAGCUGAAGCUUAAAGAUGUUGUUGAUUUUCUCAAGAAGAAUCUGACCAAGGCACAGAUUGUGCAGCUUCUGUUUAUUAUGUUUGUAGUAUUUAGUAAGAAUUACCCACUCCUUGCCAUCAUUCUCACUAUUAAUCUACUUAGAGUAUUCUCCUUUGCACUUUUGAAAAGCAAGGCCUGGAAUGAAUACAAAGGACAUCUUUCAUACUCUGCUUUUAUGUUUUUUGCCUCUCUGCUGGCUAUUGAUCAUGAAAAAUUCAUUAGAAAGACAGUAAAACUCCAACAGUAA